CGCUAGGACACAGUGUACAUCCCAUCUUCACCUCGCCCGCAACAAGUAGAGUCAUAAAUUUUGACCCGAAAAUAAUAAAAACAUCUCUUCUGUUCUGCCACCGGGCGUUCGAUCACUCAUCCGGGUUUAUUUUUCCUUCACAAUUCAUUCUUUGAGCUGAGUCACUGGGAUUCGAGAAGAUCAAUAGAUUAAUUGUAGUUAUCUGAAAAAUCACUCCUGAAAUGAAAGAUCAUCCUCGCUUCACUGUGCUAAUUUUUCUCGUCUUUGCUACAUCAUUCAACCUUGAAGCGAAGACAGUCAAAAGUAAACUACGACUGUAUCGACUGAAUCCUGCUUUAAUCCGCCAAUUGUCUGGUGGCGAAAGGAUCAAUGAUCUGAUCGCGAAAUUCAACGAACGAAGAGCCGCUGGGAUUCUCGCGCAACCGCGGAUCGGACGGAGCGCGGGAAUGAGGAUUUUCGGGCGACCGGAUGGAUUUGCCGGGCUCAUGCAAUAUCCUCGUGUCGGUCGAGCCGGGCCGCCAGCACUGGCCGACGAUAUGAAAUAUCCGGAGUUCGAUGGAGAUGUCAAGAAUCACCGGGAGGGAUUGGACAGUCCGGUGGAUGUUGAUGACCAGAAGAAUUUCGACGAUGACUUGCUCAGACGACUGGGCAAUGGAAUCUGGCUCGAUAACCCGAGGUAUGGACCUAGGAAAAACCAACAGCGAUCUCAGUGUGAGAAUGAGAUGGACAGUGCUGGGAUAUUCAUUGUCACACCAGAAGAUUACCAAAAGAUGGAACGUCAAUUGCUGCACUACUACCCUCGAUCGUCGGAGGACCAUUCUCGCUAAGACAAGAUAUGGAAAAUCAUAAUAUAAAGAAAAAGACACAAGAGAUCAUCAUGGGAAGCAAUCCCAGAGAAUAAAUACCCCGAAUAUACAAAUUGAAUAAAUAAAAAUCAACAACAUAAGAAAAAAAUGCAUAAGAAAAUUGAAAUGCAGGAAUAAAUCAAAUUUUAAAAAAUGUAAAAAAAAAGUAUGAAUAUAAAAUAUAGAAGCUUAUAUCUUCCUACAUCCUCUGAGCUCCAAAAACCUUGAUUCUCAGUCGCCAAGAAAAAAAAA
Molecule: messenger RNA, 1097 nt
Organism: Diachasma alloeum
Lineage: Eukaryota; Metazoa; Arthropoda; Insecta; Hymenoptera; Braconidae
Product: CAPA peptides
Exons: 5
Coding region: 222-827 (201 amino acids)
Source: RefSeq, a predicted model, not a curated record